AUGAAGGCACCCAAAGCUCCACUUGAAGUGCCGGAGAGUCUCUGUUUCCAGAUCUUGGGCCCCGAGGAGAUAGAGAAGCACAGCGUCGCUCGGUUCGACGCUAAAUCCGAGUUGGAGCCGACGAAGAAGGCCCGCUGCAAGGCCAAGUACGCAAAACUGGGCGUGCCGUACAAUGCAAUCGGCAAAUGUCCGACGUGCGGGGCUUAUGGGAGAAAGUGCCCAGGGCACUUCGGCCACACGGAUCUGGCGGGCCCGCUGUUCCGGGGGGAGGAGGAAAACAAGAUCAUCGCUGACGUCAUGCGGCACCUCUGCUUCGCUUGUGGGCGCCCGUCGAGAAUGAAGACGCGACUCGCGAAGAUUCAAGAUCUGCAAGAGAACAAGUGUUUGAACCCGAUGGACAGGCGGUCCAUGACAGAGAUUGCGGGGAACAUCAGGGGCCCGAGCGUGUCGGCCACGCAUCCCGUGCUGGCCCAAGCAGGCGGCUUGGUCCUCAAGGGCGCGACACGUGGCAUCCUCCUACGCAAUUGGAGCCAGAUCCUGUGCGAAAGCUGCGGCGCAAGCUUCAAGAAAUUGGCCACGACUCACCCCGAGAUGGCUAUCCCCAGAGGCUUCAGCGCGCUCGCGAUCCUGGACGCCCUCAAAAGAAUCUCGGAUGACGACUGGGCGCGGUGUCCGCUGCGGAAUUCCGGCCGGAUCUCCGUCGCCCGGCCGGAAUGGCUGCUCCUGACCAAGCUCCCCAUUCCCCCCCCACAUCUAUGCCUGACCAUCGCCCCCCUGAAAAAGUUGGUGGCAAAGAAUCGGUGUCUCAAGCGCGAGCACGCGGCCGCGAUGCGGCGGGACCCGGACCGCGCGCUCAAGCUGCUCGCGCACAGACUCCCGAGCGAGCUCCAGCCGCUGGCCAACGAGCACUUUGGGACCAAGGGCACGGUGAGUGCUGACGUCAUGGAGCAAGUGAACGCCCUGGUUGGGCGUUCCGAUGGGACAGGCGAGGAGCGGACGCCGGAGCGGAAAGCGGAUGCGGAGCGGAAUGAGGGGUCAGGCUGGGUACCGAGACCGGAUGGGGAAGAGGGACCGGGGUGGGGAAGUGGAUCAAACUGGGACGAGAACAAGGAACAGGAAACGGAACCAGAGCCGGAGCGGAAACCGGAACAUGAGCGGAAGGAAAAGUCGGCUGAGAGAAAACCGGCAAUCAAGCGCAGGUUCUUCAGAAAGGGGAAGCCGCUGAUGUUGGUUCCGGGGGCGACCCUGAAAGUGGGAGAUACGCUGGAGCGGUCGCUGCGAAAUGGCGACCGGGUGGUGAUCAAUCGCUACCCGUCGCUGCAUAAGGGCAGCGGGUUCUCGGUUACGGUUCGGGUUUCCGAAACCAAAACCUUCGCCCUCCACCCGGCGAUGUGUAGGGGCAUGGGAGCGGACUUCGACGGCGACACAAUCGUCAUCCACGUGCCGCAAGCUCCAGAGCCGAGCGCCGACGUGCAAAGCCUGCUCCCGAUCGAGGAGAAUCUCGUUUCUCCCUCGGGGGGUGAAGCCAUGGUUACUUUCUUGCAAGACUCCCUCCUAGCCCUCUCCGAGAUGGUUAGCACGCUGACCACCUUUUUCACCCAGGAAGAAGCGCAAAAUCACUUCGCGAACGUGCUCCUCGCGUCAGGGUCAGAGGACGGGUUAACGCUAAACCACUUCCCGGAACCGGCAAUAUGGAAGCACCCCGGGUCGGAGGUUCUAGCGGGCGGAAAGCGGGUUAAAAACCCGGUUUGGACCGGCCCGCAGCUGGUCGCGGCGCUGCUUCCGGACGGUUUCGAGUACGAAAGCCCGGGUGAUGGGUUAGCAUUGAUCGGGGGAGAGUUCGUGGAGAUUGACCGGGAGGGGCAGCUUAUGGUCUCAGUUGGCAGACCGGUCAGGGGAAGCGCGUGGCUGCAACCGGGGCCCCGGGGACUCGUCGCGGCGCUCGAUCAGAUGUCAAAGGAAAACGCAUUCACUCCUACAACCGGCCCCGUCUGCGGGCCGCGCGGCGCGGCCGCGGCCCUCGACGCGCUCCUCGCGCUCGCGCACAGCGUCAUGGACGAGCGCGGCUUCAGCGUGGGCCUCGCUGACGUCACCUUCGCAGACGCCCUGAAAGCUGACGUCAGGUGGGAGCUCUUUGAGGCCUUCCAGCGGGAGACGCGCGGCGCGGCCGCGAGGGCGAUGGCGGUGCGGCCCAAGCAGGUUUUGGGGGCUUUUGGGAAGGGGCGGUCGCGGGAGGACGAGAAUUGCGCGCCCGGACUGAUGCUUGCGAGUCAGAGCAGCGCCAAAGCAGUGCAGACAAUCUUCAAGGACUAUUCCUCAAGACUCGCCCGCCUUCUGCUCCCCGUUCUACCGCCGACAAACGCGUUCAAGCGCAUGCUGGACGCCGGAUCGAAGGGGUCCCCCUCCGACCUGGUGCAGCUGUGCCUGGCGGUGGGCCUGCAGGGGCACCUGGGCUCGGGCGCAUUCCCACUCGCGGUCAGACAGGAGCUGUACGGGGCCCACUUCUUUUCCGAAGACGAGUUCGGCUCGCGCCUCUCUGCUGACGACGCGGCCGCGCGCGACGCCAAAGCGCGCAACUGCUCCCUCGACCAGUAUCGCGAGGCCGCGGAGCCGCGCGCGCGUCUGCAACUCCUGUACGCCCAAGCAAACUUAGGGCUCGUCCCCGUCGGCUUUGGCGGGGCCGUGCUCGCGCGAGCGCGCGAGCAAGAGCCCAUGAGCGACGCGCUGCGCGCGUGCGGGUUUUGGUGCACCGCGCAGGCGGGCCGGGACAGGAACAUCGCACACCACCUGCUGACCGCUCUUCCCCAUGGAAUUGGCUCCGGUUUGAGAGCCCAAAUGGCUGACGUCAAGCUGGCGUAUGACGGCACGUGCCGCGACCUCUCGGGCACGAUCCUCUACUUCAACAAAGAAGCGGAGGGGCCGAACGACGUCGACGCGACACGUGGCGCCCUGCAAUUGGACCCAGAAGAGAGCGCGGGAAGCCUGGCGUCAUACGCGCUCAGCGAGCCAAUGUCGCAGCAGGCGUUGAAGUCGAAGCACCCGGGGCAAUACGCCGGGGAAACACUGGACGCGCUCGAGCUGGCUCUGCAACUGAAGACACCGGGCUCCAAGUUCUGCCACGUCAUCCUGCCGUUUGUACCCGAGGUGAAGACGGGAGAAGAAGGGGCAGCGACGCCAGAGAUAACGUCAGCCCGUGAAAUCACGUCCCGAGAUCCCGCCACCAGGAAGUGUCACGCGCUCAUGGACAAGAUCCGGCACGUGACGCUGAAAGACAUCGCAGCGGCAUGGGAGAUCAGGUACGAUCCCAAGACGGCGCAGCGUGCCUACGACCAGCGCUCCAACUUCAUCCUUUCCAUCGAGCUGACGAAGCAGGCCAUCUUCGACCACCAUCUCUUCGACGCCGUGCGCACUCUGGACCUGCCACGUGUCCUGGGCGACGCGCAGCCGGGCUUCCGCGCGCGCGUGUGGACUGAGGUCACGUGCCAUAAACCCGAGGGCGGUGCCGAGUGCCCCGCGUGCGCGCAGAUGGCGGCGGACCUGGCGGCCGAAGCGCGCCUGGCCGCGCGCGCAGAAAACUCCUCCGUUGACGGCAGCGGUUACGAAGAGGACCCGCCCUCCGUUUUCGACAGUACGGCUCGCAAGCUGCGGGGGAUGAGCCGGCAGGCUCUGCGAGAAUAUGCGGCGGUACGAGGGACCCCUGAAGUCAUCAGUGGUUCUUGCAGCAGCGCGUCUCUGAUUACAAGGAUCAUCGAUUGCUGCAAGAUCCAUUCGGAGGCGUUCUUCAUCGAAAACCAUCAAGUGCACCUUUUAGCGGUGCUGGCAGACCACGAGAUAGACCUGAGAGCCCCCAAGAAGUUUCCGGGGAUCGCGGCGGGGGACGAGGCGGGCGUGCUGAUGGGAGCGCAGAACGCGCGCAUUCGCGAGGCGGAGGAUUUCCUGCGGACCACGCUCAAAGGUGAUCCGAUGGUUACGGACCUCAAGCCCACCUUCACCGAAUACAACCUCCUCUUUCCCCGGCCCACUCCGGUAGAACCUUCCCCGGUCACUGCCUCCUCAGCCGAACCACCGCUCAGCACACCGGGGCGGUUAAUCGGGGAGGUCACGCUGGAGGUGACGUUACGGCGCCCGACGGGCAAAGCGUUAAAAAGGUGGAAACCGGUGGCGCACGCGGCCGCGGCCGCGGGGGGUUUGGUCGACGCGGUUGACUGGAACCGGGCGGUCUUGAAGCACCCGGGGGAUGUGGAGAAAGUAUAUGGGCUGGGAACGGCGGAAGCUAUGGUCAAAAAGACCGUGACGUCGCUUUACGCCGAGGCAAAGGCCCCCGUCUACGAGCAGCACAUCAAUCUGGUUGCGGCGUGUAUGGCCAAAUCUGGGAAGCUCCGUCCGUUCACGUCCGCCGCGCUGAACCAGUCGCUCGGCGCCGCGAGGCGGCGGACGGAAAAGCACCGCGCGGAAACCGCGCCCAUGCGACGCGCGCACUACGGGGGUGCCUUCUCGACUUUCCAGCAGGCCGCGCUCCGCGGCGGCACGGAAACGCUCGCGAGCGCGGUCAGCCUGAGCGCGUUCGGGCGGAACGUUCCGCUGGGCACCGGCGGAAAGUUCGACCUUUUGCUCGAUUUGACUCGAUUCCCCCCGGCGACUGUGAUUCCUGAGAGAACCUGGCUAUGUGUAGAAAUGCCGGAUGCGUUUAGGGAAACGGAAGCAGCUAGGGCCUCCGGAGAGGAGAAGAGGCUCGCCGGCUCCGGGAACCGCAAAAACGCUUCCGGAACUGAAAAAGCUCUGCAUGCAGUCACUGCGGUUCACGUAUCAGUGGUUCACCACAGCGUUGCUGGGCGUGCCUCACCCGCUGCGUUCUUCACAGCGGUGUGUGUGUGCGGUAAGGAGUUGCCGGAGUGGAUUGGGGCGGAGCAUACGCUGUUCCCGAGGUGGAAAGCGCGCACGCUGACGCAUGAUGGCAUCCGAGAUGCGCGGUACUUCAUCCUGCGACUCGGAGACUCGGGUGUUCAGCAUCCGCCGGAAGGCGAGGGGCAUCUUUCCGCUGAGAGACUGAGAGACGGAGGGGAGAGUGAUGGAUGCUGA
Molecule: messenger RNA, 5079 nt
Organism: Klebsormidium nitens
Lineage: Eukaryota; Viridiplantae; Streptophyta; Klebsormidiophyceae; Klebsormidiales; Klebsormidiaceae
Source: the annotation of a GenBank genome assembly